CCUCGCCCACAAGUUUUACGCCCAUCCGCAGACCACCUGUUUCCUCCAGCAAACCAGUGCAAAUUAGAUCUACCAGAAGAAAUGGCCGACGUCGACGCUCAGAUUAAGCAGUUCAUCAAGGCGGACCGUAUCCGCAAGGACAAGGACCGGGAGCUGGUCACUGUCUUUGAGGAGGAGGAUUCGAAGAACCUCAAUGCGAUUAACAUUGAAUACGGAACCGGUGAGUUUUGGUGGUGUGGUGUGGUGAUGUGAUGAUCUGUUGGAUGGUUGUUUGGGUGUGGAAGAUGCAGAUACAAGCGAGUACUUGUAGAGGAUGUUAUAUUCGACUCGACACCGGCAGAGAUAUCAACAAUCUACGAUAACAUUCUAACUCUUAACAGAUCCCGCUGCUCCUGCGCUCGCAAAGACCGUCAAGAAGGCCAUGGGCGUUGACUACGAAAUCAGACCUACCCGCUACGAUCCUCGCUUCCCUAACCAGAACCAGACCGUCCACUGCUGGCAAUACUACGUCGACUACUUCAAGUGCGCCAAGGAGUUGGCCAACGAAGACCCUUCCAAGCAGCGAAUCUGCGACCAGUUCCAGAACGCCUACCGCAUGCUCUGCCCCGCCUCCUGGGUUAACAAGUGGGACGAACAGCGAGAGAGCGGCAUCUUCCCUGCUGAUAUCAACGAAUAAAUACAAACCUCUUCUAUUCCAUGAUUUCCUGAUCUCUUUGUUAUAAACAUUGGGCAACCUCGAAAUACAGUAAAGGACAGUCGUUGUGAUUAUUCAUGUUUACAUUGUUUUCUCUUACAUUUGCUUUUCCUCAUCUGCGUCAUCUUAAUUACAUUCAUCAUUCACUUAAAUCAUCUCACACUAUACUACUAUACUACUUCUUAGCUUUCCCCUUUCCCUUCGCAGGUGCCUUCGCAGGGGCCUUCGCCGU
This is a messenger RNA of Myxozyma melibiosi, 926 nucleotides long. RefSeq names its product cytochrome c oxidase, subunit VIb. Gene Ontology annotation, cellular component: respiratory chain complex IV; mitochondrion. The coding region runs from base 422 to 676 and encodes 84 amino acids. NCBI's taxonomy places the organism in Eukaryota, Fungi, Ascomycota, Lipomycetes, Lipomycetales, Lipomycetaceae. The transcript has 4 exons. The record is from RefSeq and is a predicted model, not a curated record.